ACAAGCGAGCUAAAGCCAAUCAAAAUUCCACGCCUUAUAGGCAGCUAUAAAAUAAACCCUCUCCCGUCUCGCUCGUAGGGUUCUCUGCACGUAGUUUGCCCCCAAAACCAAGGCGCGAGGGCAUUCACCAGGUCGGUACCGUUCUUCUCGAGUAGGAAUUAGGAAAGGAAACUUAACCAUGGAAAUCCCAGUGAUCAACCUCGCAGAAAUGGAGAUCGGUGAGCAGAGGAGCCAGGCCAUGUCCCUGUUUCACCGAGUCUGCAGGAACUGGGGCUUCUUUUGGGUUGAAAACCAUGGAGUGGACGUGGCUUUGAUGGAGAAGGUGAAGCAACUGGUCUAUUCCCAUUACGACGAGCACCUCAAGGAAAGCUUCUACAGUUCAGAGUUGGCACGAGGACUCGGACCCCAAACGAACGCCGGCGACGUCGACUGGGAGACCACCUACUUCGUGCAGCAUCAACCCGUAUCGAACGCCGGAAAAUUCAUCCAUCAUGGGCUCGAAUUCAAGGAAGUGAUGGAUGAGUACAGUAGACACUUGAUCAAGCUGGCGGAGAAGCUGGCGGAGUUGGCCGGCGAGAACCUGGGAUUGGAGAAGGAGUACCUGAAGCGUACUUUCGCCCCUGCGUUCGUGGGGACGAAGGUGGCCGUGUACCCGCAGUGCCCAGCGCCGGAGAGAGUGAUGGGCCUCCGCGGCCACAGCGACGCCGGCGGCAUCAUCAUGCUGCUGCAGGACGACGCCGUUCCGGGGCUAGAGUUCUUCAAGGACGGGGAAUGGGUGCCGGUGCCGCCGACGAAGGGGAGUCGGAUCUUCGUCAACUUCGGCGACCAAAUGGAGGUGGUGAGCAACGGGGCGUACCGGAGCGUGUGGCAUCGGGUCCGGGCCGACGCGCGGGGCAGCCGGCUGUCGGUGGCCACGUUCUACAAUCCCGACGGCGGCGCCGUCAUUGGGCCGGCGCCGGAGCUGGUGUUCCCAGCCGGGUACCGAUUCAAGGAGUACCUGGAUUACUAUUUGGGGACUAAGUUUGGGGACAAAGGUGCCCGGUUUAAGGCCGUUAAGGAACGGUUCGAGUGAGAGUAUUAAUUGCAGCCUAAUCAUAUGAUUAGUGGUGGUUUAGUUUGUUAAUUUGGUGUUUAAUAAUAAUAAUGAUGAUCUGGCUUGCUUGUUAA
Zingiber officinale is the source of this 1167-nucleotide messenger RNA. RefSeq names its product 1-aminocyclopropane-1-carboxylate oxidase 1-like. The record is from RefSeq and is a predicted model, not a curated record. Lineage: Eukaryota; Viridiplantae; Streptophyta; Magnoliopsida; Zingiberales; Zingiberaceae. The transcript is spliced from 4 exons. The coding region runs from base 179 to 1072 and encodes 297 amino acids.